This is a messenger RNA of Salvia hispanica, 612 nucleotides long. Lineage: Eukaryota; Viridiplantae; Streptophyta; Magnoliopsida; Lamiales; Lamiaceae. The record is from RefSeq and is a predicted model, not a curated record.
UGCAACAAGCUAAGAAACUAAUCUAAACUACUAAAAUAUAUAACUAACUUGUAACAAUAAUUAAGCAAAAUCACUAAGAUAGCUGGGCCUUUUAGUGCUACGUCGAGGUGUGUCAGAUGGCUCGAGAUUGGUAGUUGAUGGACACAUGGAGUGGCCGAGUGGGUCUAUCCAAAGGGCCGACGAGGAGCCUAUGGAUCCCAAGAGGGAACUUGAAGAUCGUUGCAAGGCACCAUGCACAAGGCCACUUAAAGAAUAUCAGGCUUGUUCUAAGAGAAUUCAAGGUGAUGAAUCCGGACACAAACACUGUACGGGACAGUACUUUGAUUACUGGCGCUGCGUUGACAAUUGCGUUGCUACCAAGUUAUUUACGCAUCUCAAAUAACUGUUACAAGACCUCAUCGGUGCACUUUACCAGCUUACGCUCGUUUCUAUUGUACCCCUUUUGUUGCGCUCUAGACGCAUGAUUCUUUCCAAGAGCUGGCUGUUCCCUUUUUUGCUAUGCUCUUGGUGUUACUUAGCUGAGAUUGUGAGAUAUGGUUUCUCUUUGGAAUAAAAAUGUACUGGAAUCGAAUUUUAUUGACUCAGCAUGAAAAGGAGGUGUGUUUCUCUCCA